Messenger RNA from Syngnathoides biaculeatus (alligator pipefish), 9082 nucleotides. RefSeq names its product acetyl-CoA carboxylase alpha (gene acaca). Gene Ontology annotation, molecular function: metal ion binding; acetyl-CoA carboxylase activity; ATP binding. Bases 593 to 7834 code for a protein of 2413 amino acids. The transcript has 55 exons. NCBI's taxonomy places the organism in Eukaryota, Metazoa, Chordata, Actinopteri, Syngnathiformes, Syngnathidae. The record is from RefSeq and is a predicted model, not a curated record. Gene Ontology annotation, biological process: fatty acid biosynthetic process.
UCAUUGCACGAAUUGCAAGCGGAAUACAGUAAACUCAUCUCUUUUUUAAAUUAGAAUGAAAAAGAUUUUGAUGGAUCUUCUUGAGGAAAUAAUUGAGUUGUAUUGUUGUCUUUACCAUGUUCUCAGGUUACAGGUGUUGUCCUGUUUUGGGUAAAUAUUUUAACGUGGUAUUUUUUUUUAGUUUGUAUAGCAUAUAUAAUUAUUGGAAACCCCAUUAUGACAAAAUAUACUGUACAGUAGUGCCAAAGAAAUGAUCUUACUAUUGUUUUCAUACCCGCACGCGGAAUUCUAGCAGCCAUGUUGGAUGUGGAGCGAUUGCUUUUUCUAUCACACGCGUUUCUAUGUCGGAAGUUGGGGUUAGAGGGGAAUGCACAGAAGUAACCUGGUUGUGUCUCGUCGUCACAUCACCCCAUACUCUGCUGUUCAAAGCCACUGAACGGGCAACUGUGACCUCAUCAUGACGUGAUUUUCACUACGGACAUAGACUUGUCUUCCAGACUACAGUCAUGAAUUGAGCUCUUCAACUGAACUGUUCAGAAUUGCGUGCCGAUUCAUCUCCUCCGUAGUUGCAGCCUGUGCGUGUCACCCAGCAAUGGCACAGCCGGAAGACGCUGCCAAAAAGCCCCCAGUUAUAGCGGCAGCACACCCCCACUUCAUUGUGGGAUCGGUGUCUGAGGAUAAUUCUGAAGAUGAAGUUCAAGGGAAGCCGGAUGUGCAGAUGGAGGAGAAGGAGGGACGCUCUUUGUCACCAUCAUCUGGGAGCUCUGAUAGCACAAAUGACAUGAGCUUUGAGCACCUUGAUGGUUCCAUGCACAACAAUCUGAGGCCAAGCAUGUCUGGGCUGCACUUGAUAAAGCAAAAUCGCGAUCGCCGGCGUAUCGAUCUGCAGAGGGACUUCACUGUGGCAUCUCCUGCUGAGUUUGUCACACGGUUUGGUGGCAACAAGGUCAUUGAGAAGGUGCUUAUCGCUAACAAUGGGAUCGCCGCAGUCAAGUGCAUGCGUUCUAUUCGCCGCUGGGCUUACGAGAUGUUUCGAAACGAACGGGCAAUCCGAUUUGUGGUGAUGGUGACUCCGGAGGACCUGAAAGCCAAUGCUGAGUACAUAAAAAUGGCUGAUCAUUAUGUGCCUGUGCCUGGAGGGACUAAUAAUAACAAUUAUGCCAACGUGGAGCUGAUUCUGGACAUUGCCAAACGAAUACCUGUGCAGGCUGUUUGGGCUGGAUGGGGCCAUGCCUCAGAGAACCCCAAACUGCCAGAGCUGCUCCAUAAGAAUGGCAUUGCUUUCAUGGGUCCUCCUAGCCAGGCAAUGUGGGCAUUAGGAGAUAAGAUUGCUUCAUCUAUUGUGGCUCAAACAGCUGGCAUCCCCACCUUACCAUGGAGUGGAAGUGGCCUGACAGUCAAAUGGUCCGAAGUCAAUCAAAAGAAACACAUUAUCAAUGUUCCUCAUGACCUUUAUGAGCUGGGCUGCAUCCAGGAUGUAGACGAUGGCCUGAAGGCUUCUGAGAAGAUCGGCUAUCCUGUUAUGGUGAAGGCCUCAGAAGGAGGGGGAGGUAAAGGCAUCCGUAAAGUCAAUUGCGCUGAAGAUUUCCCAAACCUUUUCAGACAAGUCCAGGCAGAGGUUCCAGGUUCCCCUGUGUUCAUCAUGCAGCUGGCCAAACAUGCCCGCCACUUGGAGGUCCAAAUCUUGGCAGAUCAGUACGGCAAUGCCAUUUCCUUGUUUGGCAGAGACUGUUCAGUGCAGCGGCGACAUCAGAAAAUUAUAGAGGAGGCGCCAGCUACCAUUGCCACAUCUGACGUUUUUGAGGAUAUGGAAAGGUGUGCUGUGAAGCUGGCAAAGAUGGUGGGCUAUGUGAGUGCAGGCACGGUGGAAUACCUCUACAGCCAAGACGGCAGCUUCUACUUCCUGGAGCUCAACCCUCGUCUCCAGGUUGAACACCCCUGCACGGAGAUGGUGGCUGAUGUCAACUUGCCCGCAGCCCAGCUGCAAAUUGCAAUGGGCAUCCCCCUUUACCGAAUCAAAGACGUCAGGAUGCUUUAUGGGAUGCAGCCAUGGGGUGACUCCCCCAUCGACUUUGCAGUUCUAUCCACAGCCGCCUCCCCACGUGGACAUGUCAUUGCAGCUCGCAUCACCAGUGAAAAUCCAGACGAGGGUUUCAAGCCGAGCUCUGGAACAGUGCAAGAGCUGAACUUUCGCAGCAAUAAAAAUGUGUGGGGCUACUUUAGUGUUGCAGCUGCUGGCGGACUGCAUGAGUUUGCCGACUCCCAAUUUGGACACUGUUUUUCUUGGGGAGAGAACCGCGAAGAAGCCAUCUCGAACAUGGUGGUAGCUUUGAAGGAAUUGUCUAUCAGAGGAGACUUUCGGACUACAGUGGAAUACCUCAUCAAGCUGCUGGAAACAGAAAGCUUUCAGCACAACAGCAUAGACACGGGCUGGCUGGAUAGGCUCAUCUCUGAGAAGAUGCAGGCUGAGCGUCCCGACACGAUGCUGGGUCUCGUGAGUGGAGCUCUUCAUGUCGCAGAUGUUAAUUUAAGGAACAGUGUGUCCAUUUUCCUGCAUUCUCUGGAGAGAGGGCAGGUGCUGCCAGCGCACACACUUCUCAACACGGUGGAUGUAGAGCUGAUCUAUGAAGGCAUUAAGUACGUCCUGACUGUGACUCGCCAGUCACCCAACUCUUAUGUGCUCAUCAUGAACAACUCCACAGUCGAAGUCGAUGUCCAUCGGCUCAGUGACGGAGGUUUGUUGCUAUCCUAUGACGGCAGCAGCUACACUACCUACAUGAAGGAAGAGGUAGACAGGUAUCGCAUCACCAUAGGGAACAAGACCUGUGUUUUCGAAAAGGAGAACGACCCGUCGCUGCUGCGAUCGCCCUCAGCGGGAAAAAUCAUCCAGUACACAGUGGAAGAUGGCGGUCAUGUGUUUUCUGGCCAGUGUUAUGCUGAAAUAGAGGUAAUGAAGAUGGUGAUGACUCUCACCGCUGCUGAGUCUGGUUGUAUUCACUAUGUGAAGAGGGCUGGAGCAUCACUAGAGCCCGGUUGCGUCAUUGCCAAACUUCAACUGGAUGACCCUACGCGAGUACAGCAGGCUGAGCUGCAUACAGGUACCUUGCCCUCUACCCAGGCUGUUGCUUUACGCGGGGAGAAACUACACAGAGUUUUCCACAACACACUGGAUCACCUUGUUCACGUCAUGAAUGGCUACUGUCUCCCUGAGCCUUUCUUUGGCGCCAAGUUGAAAGAAUGGGUGGAAAGGCUAAUGAAAACCAUGCGUGACCCUUCGCUGCCACUUCUGGAGCUUCAAGAUAUUAUGACUAGCGUCUCGGGUCGCAUCCCCCCUGCUGUGGAGAAAGCCAUCAAGAAGGAAAUGGCUCAGUAUGCUAGCAACAUCACCUCGGUGCUCUGCCAGUUCCCCAGUCAGCAGAUUGCAAACAUCCUGGAUAGCCAUGCGGCGACUCUCAAUAAGAAGUCUGAAAGAGAAGUCUUCUUCAUGAACACGCAAAGCAUUGUUCAGCUGGUGCAGAAAUAUCGCAGUGGGAUCCGAGGUUACAUGAAGGCAGUAGUAAUUGAUUUGCUCCGACAAUACCUGAAAGUAGAGAUCCAGUUUCAGAAUGGACACUAUGACAAGUGUGUGUUUGCCCUGCGUGAAGAAAACAAAGGUGACAUGGCUAAUGUGCUCAACUACAUCUUCUCCCAUGCGCAAGUCACCAAGAAGAACCUGCUGGUUACAAUGCUAAUUGACCAGUUAUGUGGCCGAGAUCCCACACUGACAGAAGAACUGAUGGCCAUGUUGACUGAAUUCACCCAGCUCAGCAAAACAACCAAUGCGAAGGUGGCACUUCGUGCACGCCAGGUGUUGAUAGCGUCUCACCUUCCCUCUUAUGAGCUUCGCCACAACCAGGUGGAGUCCAUCUUCCUCUCUGCUAUUGAUAUGUAUGGCCACCAAUUCUGCAUUGAGAACCUACAGAAACUUAUCCUUUCCGAAACAUCAAUAUUUGAUGUCUUGCCCAACUUCUUCUACCACAGUAAUCAGGUUGUCCGAAUGGCCGCCCUUGAGGUUUAUGUGCGCCGAGCAUACAUUGCUUAUGAGCUCAACAGUGUGCAGCAUCGCCAGUUGAAGGACAACACUUGUAUAGUAGAGUUCCAGUUCAUGCUCCCCACCUCGCACCCAAACAGAGGGAACAUCCCCACUCUAAACAGGAAAAUGUCUGCUCCUUCAAUCCUGGACAUUAUAAAAGGCCCAAAUGGCACAAAUUUGGAAUCGCUGGGCAGGUUUGAUGCAAAACCCCUGAAGUCCUCUCAUUGGGUGGAUGGUAAACUGUCUUGUGGAGGAAUAAAUUCUUAUUCAGAUUGCUUUCACCACAGGAUGUCAUUCUCAUCAAAUCUGAACCACUAUGGAAUGGUGCACAUGGCUAGCGUGAGUGAUGUUUUGUUGGACACAUCCUUUACGCCCCCCUGUCAGCGGAUGGGCGCCAUGGUCUCCUUCCGCUCAUUCCAGGAGUUCACCAAGAACAUAACAGAUGUGUUGAGUUGCUUCACAGACUCUCCUCCCCCAAGCCCGACCUUCCCCGAGGGAGGUAACCCCGUCCUGUAUGGUGAAGAGGACAACAAGAGCAUCCAAGAGGAACCCAUUCAUAUACUGAAUGUGGCUAUAAAGACCGACAGUGACAUGGACGAUGAUGGCCUGGCAUCCAUGUUUCGGGAUUUCACCCAAUCAAAGAAAUCUCUGCUGUUUGAACACGGAAUCCGUCGCUUGACUUUCCUUGUGGCUCAGAAGGAUUUCAGAAAGCAAAUCAACUGUGAGGUGGACCAAAGGUUUCACAGAGAGUUCCCCAAAUUUUUCACAUUCCGUGCCAGGGAUAAAUUUGUGGAAGACAGGAUCUACCGCCACUUAGAGCCGGCUUUAGCUUUCCAGCUGGAGCUCAACCGCAUGCGCAAUUUUGCCCUGACAGCCAUUCCUUGUGCCAACCACAAGAUGCACCUCUAUCUGGGUGCGGCACGUGUGGAAGUGGGAGCAGAAGUUACAGACUACCGUUUUUUUGUGCGAGCCAUUAUCCGCCAUUCUGAUUUAGUUACAAAGGAGGCUUCUUUUGAGUACCUUCACAAUGAGGCUGAGCGCUUGCUUCUUGAGGCCAUGGAUGAGCUUGAGGUUGCUUUCAACAACACAACUGUGCGUACCGACUGUAACCACAUAUUCCUCAAUUUUGUCCCCACAGUCAUCAUGGACCCUUCAAAGAUAGAGGAGUCAGUGCGGUCCAUGGUGAUGCGCUAUGGCAGCCGGCUGUGGAAGCUACGCGUCCUGCAAGCUGAACUGAAAAUUAACAUCCGCCUGACUCCAACAGGAAAGCAAAUCCCCAUUCGCUUGUUCCUCACAAAUGAAUCUGGUUACUACCUGGACAUCAGCCUCUACAAGGAGGUCACUGACGCCCGAACGGGACAGGUGGGGCCCAAAGACCGCCAGAUCAUGUUCCAGGCAUAUGGAGACAAGCAGGGUCCUUUGCACGGCAUGCUCAUCAACACACCUUACGUCACCAAAGACCUGCUGCAGUCAAAGCGCUUUCAGGCACAGUCACUGGGCACGACUUAUGUCUAUGACUUUCCAGAAAUGUUUAGACAGGCUCUGAAAAAGUUGUGGCACUCAAGCCAAGCAUAUGCUUCCAUACCCAAGUGCCCUCUUCCCUCUGAGUUGCUGACCUUCACUGAGCUGGUACUGGACGCCCAAGGUCAACUUGUCCAGAUGAACCGACUGCCAGGUGGCAAUGAGAUUGGUAUGGUGGCGUGGCGGAUGAGCCUCCAUACACCAGAAUAUCCAGCAGGACGUGAGAUCAUCGUCAUCAGUAAUGAUAUCACACACAAGAUCGGUUCAUUCGGGCCUCAGGAGGAUUUACUGUUUCUGCGUGCCUCGGAGAUGGCCCGAGAGUGCGGGAUCCCUCGUAUCUAUAUCGCGGCCAACAGCGGUGCCCGCAUUGGCUUGGCUGAGGAAAUCCGACAUAUGUUUCACGUGGCCUGGCAAGAUCCAACUGACCCAUACAAGGGUUUCAAGUAUCUUUACCUCACACCUCAGGAUUAUAAGAAGGUCUCAGCCCUGAACUCUGUCCAUUGCGAACAUGUGGAGGAUGAGGGAGAAUCCAGGUACAAGAUCACCGACAUCAUUGGAAAGGACGACGGGCUGGGUGUGGAGAAUCUGAAAGGGUCCGGCAUGAUCGCUGGAGAAUCUUCUGUGGCUUACGAGGAGAUCAUUACAAUGAACCUGGUAACGUGCCGAGCCAUUGGAAUUGGAGCCUAUCUCGUGAGACUCGGUCAAAGAACCAUUCAGGUGGACAACUCACACAUCAUCCUUACUGGAGCUGGAGCACUUAACAAGGUGCUGGGCAGAGAGGUUUACACAUCAAAUAACCAGCUGGGUGGAAUCCAAAUUAUGCACAACAAUGGUGUGACGCACAACACAGUUUGUGAUGACUUUGAGGGAGUCUUCUCUCUUCUGCAGUGGCUCUCUUACAUGCCAAAGUGCAAGUUUAGUCCAGUGCCCAUUCUGAGUGCCAAGGACCCAAUCGAUAGACCAGUUGACUUUGUGCCAACAAAGGCACCCUAUGACCCUCGUUGGAUGUUAGCUGGUCGUCCAAGCCAGAGUCCAAAAGGCUCCUGGCAGAGUGGCUUCUUUGACCAUGGCUCCUUUAUGGAGAUAAUGCAGCCAUGGGCUCAGAGUGUGGUGGUGGGCAGAGCUCGACUGGGUGGGAUACCUACCGGAGUGGUGGCUGUGGAAACAAGGUCAGUGGAGCUGUCAAUCCCAGCUGAUCCAGCUAAUUUGGACUCUGAGGCCAAGAUCAUCCAGCAGGCGGGGCAAGUGUGGUUCCCCGAUUCGGCUUUCAAAACAGCCCAAGCUAUUAAGGACCUGAACCGAGAGGGGUUGCCUCUCUUUGUGUUUGCCAAUUGGAGGGGCUUUUCUGGAGGAAUGAAAGACAUGUAUGACCAGGUAUUGAAGUUUGGGGCCUACAUUGUGGACGGGCUGCGGGAGUAUAAGCAGCCCGUGCUGGUUUACAUCCCCCCACAAGCCGAGCUGCGGGGAGGAUCCUGGGUGGUCAUAGAUCCCACCAUCAACCCCCGACAUAUGGAGAUGUAUGCUGACAAGGACAGCCGCGGUGGAGUGCUGGAGCCCGAGGGAACCGUGGAGAUCAAGUUUAGGAGAAAGGACCUGGUAAAGACCAUGAGACGAGUCGAUCCAGUCUACAUGAGCUUGGCAGAAAGAUUGGGAACUCCAGAGUUGAGCCCUCCUGAGCGCAAGGAGCUGGAAAUGAAGCUAAAAGAGCGAGAAGAGUUUCUGUUGCCUAUCUAUCACCAGGUGGCUGUUCAGUUUGCGGACCUGCACGACACUCCCGGUCGCAUGCAGGAGAAGGGCGUCAUCACGGAUAUCCUGGAGUGGCAAACAUCGCGGCAUUUCUUCUACUGGCGCUUGCGCCGCCUCCUCCUGGAGGAAACAGUAAAGAGAAAGAUCCAAGCGGCCAAUAGCGAGCUGACAGACGGGCAAGUUCAGGCGAUGCUGCGCCGCUGGUUUGUCGAGGCGGAAGGUGCCGUCAAGGCCUAUCUGUGGGACAACAACGAAGAGGUGGUGGGAUGGCUGGAGAGGCAGCUCGCCGAAGACGAGGGAGCGAGGUCGGUCGUCGACGAGAACAUCAAGUACAUUCGGCGCGAUCACAUCCUCAAGCAGAUUCGCAGCUUUGUUCAAGCUAACCCAGAAGUGGCUAUGGAUUCCAUAGUGCACAUGACCCAGCACAUCUCGCCCACACAGAGAGCUGAGGUGGUGCGUAUAUUGUCCACUAUGGAGACCUCAGCCUCGUCCUAGGGCUGAGGCCACAGCCGCCUGGCUCGGGUUCCGGGCUGGCAAGUAUGGUUGGGAGGAGCCAACACGAGUGCCCCUCGGCAGCCGCCAGGGAACCGAUGAAUCGUUGGUAAUGACUCUCGGAUUUCUCGUAAUUUGUCUUAACAAUCAGUUUGUGUAAAAGUACAUAUUUCGUGUUCACGUUCCAUCAACUGCAAAUGACUAAUACGAAGUAUGACCUGGUGUGGGCCUUGAACCAAUGCAGAACUGAACUAAUGAACUGGAAUGUUGUCAUAUUCCAAUACAUACUGCUUUCUGGCAACAUGUUAUUAAAGUAAUUUGAGGACAUCGUCUGCAGCCUUGGCAAGAGAAGGUCUUUUAAACUACCAACAAGGGUGCACUUAGUUACUGAGCAGAAAAAUAGCAGGAGUGUGAUAACCCAUUUGGACAGAGGAGCACAGCAGGGAGUAAAAGGAGGCCUUUUUCACCCCGACUGCUUCCCAGUUGUCCUGCCGUGAGCACAAAACUACAGCUGUCCCUUCACGCUGCUCCACAUGCACUUUAUACUCCUUUGCUGUUCACAUUGCAUACACAACCAAACUUGCUCUCUCUGUAAAUGUAGUAUUCAUUAGUCGUGCACACUGUUACGACCGUGCACACACACACACACACACACAUGGGUGAACAUAUUGAAAUUUAACGGGAUAUAGUAGUUACCACACAGAGUUGAUAUUAGCAUGUUUUUUUUCCACAUUUAUUUUUUGUCAUCUCUUGCUGUCCAAAACAAUCAUUGAAAAUAACUGUAUUAUUAAUUUUGUAAUAGAAAAUAUUUUUAAAUGCAUGAUGAGAUCACCUCAGUUCAAUGAUUCAUGUCAAGUCAGCAAAUGUUUCAUCGUAAUCCAUGGUAACUGUUUUAUUUAUAUUGUUUUGUACUAAAUGUUGCUUAUUUUUAAUAAUUGUAUCCUCAAUUGCAGAUUUCCUUUCCUGAUUUUUCUUUCAAAGGGUACCUUGUGAGAACUAUGUGGCACAAAUACAUAGACGCUACAUUAAGUGACAAUGAGUAAACAGCACUGUCAUGUUGAACUCAGUCCUUGACAUCACUGCCUCAUUAUGUUGAUCUGACAAUGUGAAAACAGCUUUGUGCUCAGUGCUGUGCCCCCCCCCCCCCCGCACUGACGUGUACUGACGUGCCGGCCAGUUGCUUUUGAACGCACUGGUUGUAACCUUAAAAUGAUGGUGAAAGAAUGACGUUAGCAAUCCAAAUAAAGCAUA